CACACGCGCGAACGCGCGCACACACACUGAGUCAACGAAAGCAACCUGCCUACUACUUUUGGGGACACUGAAGUCUGACUCUCGUAUGUACAACUGUUGACUUUUCCUCUGGCUGAUGAGGCACGGGACGCUCAAAAAGUGGCAUGUGAAUUCAUGUCGACUAGCAAGGCACGCAGAACGCACUGAUACAAUGUAAACGCGUUGAAGAAUAAAUCCGCUGAGCUCUCAGUGAUUUACACCCAUUUAACCGGACCUUCAAGUCCUUCAGAAGGGAUAUAUGUUGGGUAAAGGGGCAAAGCGGAAACUAGAUGAGGAUGAAGAGGGGCUGGAAGGCAAAGCGUUGGCGGCAGGGGCCGGAGCCGAAGGUCUGUCCAAGGUCUCCUACACCCUGCAGAGACAGACUAUCUUCAACAUGUCUCUAAUGAAGCUGUACAACCACCGGGCGGUCACCGAGCCCAGCCUGGAAAAACGUGUGCUUAUAAACAACAUGCUGAGGCGCAUCCAGGAUGAACUGAAGCAAGAGGGCAACCUGCGACCGCUCUUUUUCCCACCUUCCCCUCCACCUGAUGACCCAGUAGAUGAAAGUUUCCGCGAGCCACAGCCUGCUUUCAGCGUGUUGUCCAUGGUGGCGCCCCCCAUCUCCCAGUCCCCGGCUCUCUCCGCUUCGGUUCCGACAUCCCCUUCUUCAAACCCAGCGCCUCUGGAGGCCUGUCUUACCCCGGCCUCUCUUUUAGAGGAGGACAGUGUCUCCCUUUGCACAUCACCCUCUCCACUCGCUCUCCCUGCUCCUACAUCAAGACUCUCUCCAUCUGUGGCCAGAGAUAGCUUCUCUUCAGCCCUGGAUGAGAUUGAGGAGCUCUGUCCUUCACCUUUACCUACGGCUACAUCAGCGCCCGGUGCUACCUCCCCCUUGCCUCUCCAGUUGUGUCCCCCCAGCUUAAACUCAGGGGCCUUGGACUCCAAAGACUGCAGUAAGCCCUGCAGCCCGAAGCUUGAAGGGCUGGUCCCGCUGGCAGAGGAACGUUCGGCGGUCCCCAACACACCAGAGACUCUUCCUCCUAACAGCCUGGACAUGAGCACCUCUCCGUCAGCCUCGUCAUCUGGAUUUCUGACGGACUUGGCCCUGGAUGACAUCCUCUUUGCAGACAUUGACACCUCUAUGUACGACUUUGACCCCUGCACCUCAUCCUCAGGUGCAGCACCAUCGAAACUGGCGCCCAUGGUGACUGCGGAUGAGCUCCUCAAGACUCUUUCGCCGUACAGUGGUGCCGCUCCUGCUGUUAGCUCCAACCAGCCUUUCAAAAUGGACCUCACUGAACUGGACCAUAUCAUGGAGGUGCUUGUGGGAUCGUGACCGGGGUUUGGAAGGGAACUCUCUCGGGGGAGGAAAUGCAAAUCCAAUCAAAGAGUUUUUAAUGCAAACGGAACAAAACUGAAGAAUUACUUUGUGAGUGUUUGGGGUUUUUUUGUACAGGUUUGUUUUGUUUUUAAAGACAAAUGUCCAUUUUAAUAGUGAUGUUGCCCAGUACUACUUCUCAACACUGUGCAUGCACUGUGCUUGCCUUUCCCAAAAAAAUGAACAUGAGGAAAUCUUAUGGAACACAUUUUGGAUUCUGGCCGAUCCGAGUGCCUUCAUCAUUUAUGACCACUUGGUAAAUUCCUGUUUGUUUGUCUCGUCUUUUUAUUUCCUCGUCAUUUCUAAUCGAACAAGAUGGAUUAUCAGCUGUACUGUCUCUCUUUCCCCUUCUCAGCAUACAGGUGCAAGAAUGUGCAACGGCAGCCUUGUUUUCGUGUUCAUUUUUACAAAGCACAAUGAUUUUAAAAGCAGAAUGUUGGUGUUUUAUGUUUAUGUGGUGUUUUUUCUGUUUAGAGCUGUUUUAUUGCUUUUUAGUAAUAUUUAAAAUAGGCUGUUGAUAUGUGGUCAUCUAUUCAUUGAAUUGUUUGUCCGCUUCUGCUUAAAGGGGUAGUUCAUCGUUUACUCAACCUCCAUCCAAGCCUGUAUGAGUUUCUUUCUUCUGUGGGAUUUAAAGUAUAUAUUCAGUCGAGCCUAAAAUUAUUCAGACCCCUUGCAAAUUCCUAUUUGGUUACUUUUAUUCAACCAGCAAGUUCAUUUGACCAGAAAUGACACAGGAUUCUUUUAAAAGAUAAUAAAAAGAUUUACAAGAGGCGUCAUUGUAUAAAAAAUAUUUCUUAGCUUUUAUAAACAAAAAGUGGCAGUCAGAAUUUGCCAGGGGUAUAAAUAGUAUCAGGCUGGACUAUAUGACUAGAAGAGACUAUGGACUAUGGCGCAAAAGCAGGGCGUGUCCAAAUCCACUUUUGCUAUUUUAAGGAUGGAAAAAUACGCUCUGCGCCCUGGUGCAUGGUCUAAAAGGGUUGUGCUUAUUCUCUUAUCGAGUUAUGGGUGUGUUUUGAGCAUAACAUACAUUAAAUCAAUCAGAGUCCCUGUCUGCAGAGUCUGCAGUGCGAGGAUAAAGAACGAGCCUCCUCCAUUCGGCCUCUUUACUUUCUCUUUACUUUACUUAUACUCUUUCCUUUACUCCUUUACUUUAUGGAUAAGGAAACGGUGUUACGCACUUUACGAAAGACAUCCAUUAACCUACAUAUUUAAUUUUGUUUGUUAAGUACAAAGAUUUGAUUCAAAACUAUUUCUAAAUUCAGUUCUAAUUUCCAGCAAACGAAUAAAUGAACAAUAAUUAUAUCCAAACACGCGUCCUAUUCUUAUGCCCCAUAUGGUGAUGCAUACGUCUCCAAAACCCAACAGAUGGAUAAAUAUAAAAAUGCUUAUAUAAUACAAAUAUAUAAAAUGCUAAUUGUCAUGAAUAAACUGAAAAAAGCCAUCUAAGAUAAGGCAUAGAGGCAGUGGUUUUUUUAUUUAUGUAGAAAAUAAUAAUUUUUCUAACAUUUUAAUCCUCUAAUUUAAAGACAUUUGUGUAUUGCUGUACAUUCUGUGUGUAUUAAGCAAUGUGAACACAUU
Messenger RNA from Danio aesculapii, 2974 nucleotides. It is a transcript of the gene sertad2b, whose product is annotated as SERTA domain containing 2b. The record is from RefSeq and is a predicted model, not a curated record. Gene Ontology annotation, cellular component: nucleus. The transcript is spliced from 2 exons. Gene Ontology annotation, molecular function: transcription regulator activity. Lineage: Eukaryota; Metazoa; Chordata; Actinopteri; Cypriniformes; Danionidae. The coding region runs from base 278 to 1354 and encodes 358 amino acids.